Pseudomyrmex gracilis is the source of this 2152-nucleotide messenger RNA. RefSeq lists its product as uncharacterized. The record is from RefSeq and is a predicted model, not a curated record. Bases 611 to 1069 code for a protein of 152 amino acids. Lineage: Eukaryota; Metazoa; Arthropoda; Insecta; Hymenoptera; Formicidae. The transcript has 3 exons.
CUCGUAUCUCGAGAAUAACUUUUUCCAUUUUGUCCCAACUUGUUGCCCGCUCGCAUUAUCAGGUAAACAACUUGCGAAGUGUGCUUACUUUCAUUAGAAACUUCGCUUUACUGAAAAAUAAACUUCAAUCAAUCUUAUCGCAGUUUAUUGUUACGACGACAUUUACACGCGAUCUGUUAUGCGUCCGUGUGUGCGUUUCUCUCUAGACAUGUUCGAAGGGAAGGAAGGAUAUAAAAGAAAGUCUUUCUCGCGAGGAAGAAACUUUCAAGAUCGCGAUCUCGUCAACGUUCAAUCGAAUUUCGGCCGACCACGUGGACGUUGCUUCUCUAUCUGUUGAGACUUCAUCCCGCGAGGAUUAGCUUGUGUUCCACAUUCGUUCCGAAUCGAACGAAAGUGAGAUCGCGAGUGAUAUAUUGUGAGACGUAUUCGCGCGAAAACGUAUAAACGUACAUCUAGCGAUUUUACAUGCGGGUUUUUUGAUUUACAAUUUCGUUGAGCAACAAAAAGCGAGAAGGUCGUUAGAAAGUUUGACAAAUUUAAUUAAGGCGAGUUGAACGAGUGUUGAAGAGCACGUCCACGUUAAUCAAGAGACUUUGCCGAGAGAAAAAGUAUGCAGAUAUCUAUGGGUAUUGUGCUUUUCGGCUUGCUGCUAGAGUUGGUGAAGUUUGGUGAAACCUACAAAAUGUUCAAGCCGUUCAAGCCGUACAAACAUUAUUAUUCCCAACCGUGGCGUCCGCCGCGAUGGCACUCGUUUCCAAAACCGCUGAAACCCUAUCGUCCCAAAGGAAGACCGCAAAAAUAUUAUUUCUACGAACCGGAAUAUCACAGAUACGCACCGUCGUACGAAGACACAGUGGACUCGCACGACACCGGAAAACCGUACGUUAUAAUCAUACAACUGUCACAAAAAAAAGAGAACACGCAUCGUUCGUAUAAGCGUCAUCAUAUCACGGAUGAUCCGCUGAACGAUUACAUUGAUAACGACGAUGACGAGGUGAAAGUUUACCAGCUCGAUAACAAAGCAGUACAGAUCAAAGUUAACGACCGAUUGUCAGUACUUACAUCGUGACAUCUGCGGUUGUAAAAAAAAAAAAAAAUCUGAUUUUCUUUUAUUUGAUCGGUAAGAGAACAACAUAGUUGCAUUUGAAACUUGAUAUUUGUGUCUUCUCUUUACAUUGUUAUUUAUUUGAAUAAUGCUGAUGUUUCGUUAAAAUUUUUGUUCUUCAAUAAUUUUCUUUAAAAAUAUUGAAAUUUUAUCGAUGUAACGGGGAAAAUCAGAAAAUAGAAUACGAAUUUGAAUAAAAUACGGUUUUUUUUCCGUACGCUUAUAAUCAUUAAACCCGCGUUUCUCAAUGUAGUUUUUAUUUCUAACAUAAUAGUCAACGAACAUAUUUUUGUAAUUGUAAAUAAUAAUAACAUACAAUGUCGUCGUGAUGAUGAUGUGUCGCUGCUGCAGUCUAUUCUCGGGCGAGUCGCUUUUUGCUUUUUUGUUUUUUUGUUCUUCUAACGUCGACAAUUAAAAUUCGCUCGAAUCAAAUCCCGUUGCUUUAAGCUCGUGCCUACGUCGGAAAUUCUCAGAAGCGAGUCUCGAACAUUCGGAAUAAAUUUUGUUAAAAAACAGUUCGACAAACCUACUCUCUGACGUAUGUACAAAGUUGUAACACAUUACAAACAUUCACAGAAAGUUACAUUCAACCGAUUUAUCGAUAUUUACGUAUUUUUUUUUGUUCUUUUUUUUUUGUAAUUUUGACAAAUUUAUCGACAUUCACAUAAUCGUUUUGAAAUUUUGACGAUUUUUUUACUGACAUUUAUAUAUACACAAAAGUUGUUACAUAUUACAAACAUUCACAGAAUGUGUGUAUGUGUGUCAAUCGUUACAAAUAUAACUAUAUAUUUCGAUAAUAUAUUUUAUAUUGCUUUUUAUAUAUCCAGUUUUAUAUGUAUAGUCAGUUACAAAAGCAAUUAUGCAAUAUAAUAUACAUAAUAAUGAAAUAUUGCAGCAGUCUCGCGUCUGAUUGAAUAAAAGUAACUCCUAUUUGAACAACGACAAUCCUUUUUCCGACGUUUCCUUUUGUUUUUUUUGUUUUUUUUCGUUUUAGAAUUUUAUACACUUCUCUUUGUCGUUAACAUUACAAUACUCUUACAUUUAACA